This is a messenger RNA of Drosophila suzukii, 498 nucleotides long. NCBI's taxonomy places the organism in Eukaryota, Metazoa, Arthropoda, Insecta, Diptera, Drosophilidae. The record is from RefSeq and is a predicted model, not a curated record.
CUGAGAUUGUAGACUUGUCCUGCAUAAAUAAUUUUAAAUCGCACGAUGCCACGUCGCUCCAAAGUCGAAUUUUGUACUCCCUCGAUUCGGGAUAGGCCUGGCGUAUAUUCAUCGGACGAGGAGGACGGGGAGUUUAUGAAACUCUUGUUCAGCGAAGAAAUGAUGAAGAUAAUAACUUCGAAAGUUGGUUCGGAAUUGGAAGAAGAAGGCAGCAGUGGCCUGCUGAACUCGGUGACCACCAGCACGAACUCGCAGGUGGUGAAGGAUGGCAACAGCCAGGAAGCGGUCCCCCAGAGGGACCGGGAGCCAACGCCGGCGGCUUCGGGGGCAUUGGUGCCAAUUCGGAUGCCAAUGCCGGUGGAUUCGGAGUCGGCGGUGCUGCCAAUACGGAUGCCAAUGCGGGUGGCGGUGGUGGUGCCAACAGCAACGCCUUCGACGGCUUUGGCGGCACUGGAUUCUACGGACGUCAGCUUUAGACAUUAACUCUCCUUUAAAAAA